ACAUCCAUCAAACAUUCAAACAUGAUGUGCCACAGAUCCGAAAGCCAGAUGAGAGGAAAGGCAGCACCGAUCUUACUCCUCGCCAUCCUUGUAUGCCAUGCGUUCUGGGCAAACGCCAUCCGUCAACCAGAUGACUGGCACGAGAUACUGCGCAAGGAGUGUAAGCUGAGCGUGUGCCAUGAAAUCGGAGGACACAAGAGUUGCUUCUGCUGCUUGGCGACGCCCGACAGCCCUUGUUGGUUCAAGGAGGACGAGUGCAAGAAAGCCUGCUCGCAGGUGCAGUUACCACCAUCCUCCUCUGGUGGCACCAAUCAAAUAGUGUCGUGAGAUGUUUGGAACAACGACAAUAAGAGAUCACGUCGCGUUUUUGUUCUAAAUGAAUCGGUCAUCUAGUGUUGUAUCUCCAUCCAAAAAAAGGUGCAAGGAAUCGAGUCAAGAAUGGAACUUCUCCCUGAAUUUUAGCUGUGACCAAA
Molecule: messenger RNA, 473 nt
Organism: Hordeum vulgare subsp. vulgare (domesticated barley)
Lineage: Eukaryota; Viridiplantae; Streptophyta; Magnoliopsida; Poales; Poaceae
Exons: 2
Coding region: 22-327 (101 amino acids)
Source: RefSeq, a predicted model, not a curated record